Micropterus salmoides (largemouth bass) is the source of this 1199-nucleotide messenger RNA. RefSeq names its product gastrula zinc finger protein XlCGF17.1-like. Bases 101 to 1066 code for a protein of 321 amino acids. Gene Ontology annotation, molecular function: DNA-binding transcription factor activity, RNA polymerase II-specific; RNA polymerase II cis-regulatory region sequence-specific DNA binding. The record is from RefSeq and is a predicted model, not a curated record. Gene Ontology annotation, biological process: central nervous system development; regulation of transcription by RNA polymerase II. The transcript has 2 exons. Gene Ontology annotation, cellular component: nucleus. NCBI's taxonomy places the organism in Eukaryota, Metazoa, Chordata, Actinopteri, Centrarchiformes, Centrarchidae.
CACGGAGCUCCACGAGGUCCCGCAGCGCUCCUGAAUCUGAAGAGCUCCGACAGUCACAGAGGAGACCUGCAGGAUCUCAGAGACCAGGACCAAGAGCGGGAUGGAGGAGGACAACCAGGACCCGGAGCCCCGGAGCAACAACGUCCCCGGAGGACAAACAGCAGGCUCGAGCUCUGAUAGCACCGAUGUUCAGAAACAGAGAGGAAAAGAGGGACUCAAACGUCACCACUGUCAGCACUGUGACAAGUACUUUUCAACAUCUGGAUCUUUAAAGAUUCAUCAGAGAGUUCACACUGGAGAGAAACCAUACAGCUGUGACCAGUGUGGGAAAACUUUCACUAGAUCAGGUGAACUUACAGUCCACGCGCGUGUUCACACUGGAGAGAAACCAUACAGCUGUGAACAGUGUGGGAAAGCUUUCACUACAUCAGGUGACCUAAAAAUCCACCUACGUAUUCACACUGGAGAGAAACCGUACAGCUGUGAACAAUGUGGGAAAGCUUUUGCUCAAUCAUUUCAUUUAGAAAACCACAGAAGUGUUCACACUGGAGAGAAACCGUACAGCUGUGGCCAGUGUGGGAAAGCUUUCGCUAGAUCUGGUGGCCUUAAAAGACACCUCCAACAUGUUCACGAUGGAGAGAAACAGUACAGCUGUGACCAAUGUGGGAAAGAUUUCGCUACAUCAAGCUAUCUAAAGAUCCACCUUCGUGUUCACACUGGAGAGAAACCGUACAGCUGUGACCAGUGUGGGAAAGCUUUCACUACGUCAGGUGCCUUAAAAACCCACCAACGUGUUCACACUGGAGUGAAACCCUACAGCUGUGACUUAUGUGGGAAAGCUUUCACUACGUCAGGUGACCUAAAAAUCCACCAACGUGUUCACAGUGGAGAGAAACCGUACAGCUGUGACCAAUGUGGGAAAGCUUUCACUUCAUCAAGCCAUCUAAAUUUUCACCGUUAUGUUCACACUGGACAAAAACCGUACUGGUGUGAACACUGUGGAAAAACCUAUGCCCGGAAUGGUUCCCUUAUAGUUCACCAACGGAUUCAUGCUGCUUCACUUUGAACAUUUCAGAGCCGAACGCAUGCUAAAACAUGUCGUAGGAGUAAACGUUCUUCAAAACUUUGGGACACAACAAUUUCCACCUGCAGAGAAACCCACAGAAAGAGACGCCAUCUUGUAUGACGUUAGAAGAGUU